UCUUGCUCAUGAAGUCCUUUGUACAGCUGACUGACGUCACAUCCGCUCCACUAGAUUGGCAGCACAACCGCCAUUAUCAUAUCCCUGGAAAGAUCAUACACUUGAUUUCUGUCAAAAUUAGGACGAAAUAUAACUUUAAAUGAAGAUUUAUUAGUGCAAAACACGAUGGACGAAAAGAUCAAAUCAAAGAUAGCAAGCAAGUUGAUAACACGGAGCAAAACAAAAACAUCCAAAAGCCACAAGAAGAUUGUUGCUAUGCUAAACAACCUCAGUAAAGACAAAUCGGGUGCACCAGUAUCGUGGAAAUUCAACAAAUCGGGUAUCAAACAAGCCAAUAAGGUUGCUAAGAGACUACAAACUGCUCAAGAUAAGGAGCUCCAAAAGGGGCCAUCAACAUCAUCAGAGAGUAGAAAAACUGACAUUGAUACAAACAAACUUAAAUCUGAGAAAAAUGAUAUAAACAGUGAUCAAGUCAUUCCAAAGAGAAAGCCAGGAAGACCAAAAAUAAUCAGAAAUGAAAAUCAACUGUCUGAGUCUAACCAAGAUAUAUCUGAUACAGUAACUCAAGAAGAGGCUAUUAAUUUCAGCACUGAGGGGCAAGUAGAAAAUACACAGAAAUCUGGUCGUGGGAGAAAAAAGAAAAUUUUAUCGAAAGAUAUUCGAAUUAAGAGACUUGAAAUUUUAAAGCGUCAUAUUGAGAGAGGAAGGGGUCGAGGACGUGGAAGAAUAAAACGUAUUCGUGAAUUACAUUCAAUUCCUGUACUUGAAAAAGACGAUUCAGAUACAGACGAUAUGGAUGGUCAAAAUAGAAAUAACAUUAACCAAGAUAAACUUAAAUUACUAAAAGAACAAAUUGACAGUGAGAGGAAACGGGGCAGAGGACGUGGUCGUGGUCUCCGUGGAAGACCACGGAUAAACCUUCCUGGUAUUCAUUCUAGCAUUAUCAAUGUACAUCAUUUAACUACUCAAGCUGAUCAUGCAGGUGGUGAUUCAGAAUUGAAACCAUUAAGAAGUCGAGGUCGUGGUCGAGGCCGUGGAAGAGUUAAAAAAGGUCGACGUCCCUGGAAACAUUUGAAUGCAGAAGUCAGACCAGAUAACGACAUGCCACAAAUUUCAUCAACAUCUGAGCAAUCUUCAAAACCAAUAGGAAGGCCUUUUGGUCGAAGGGGAAGGGGUCCACGAUGGACAUCUUUAAAUAGACAGGCGUUAAAUAAAUCUGUGUUGAAUGAACAUACAAGAGCAGCUAUUUCCAGUGGGAACUUAACUUUUGGUGAACAGCUCAACGAGACUCCUGUGGAUUCUGAAAAUGAAAGUAUAGACUCUAAUCUAAGUAGCGCCUCCUCGAAGGCUCGUAAAAGAAAAUUGCAUCAUCAUUUAGGAAUAAAAUUAGGACCAUCAAAAAUGUUACGAAGUCAGGACAGCAUGAAAACAAGAAUUGUAAAGAAUUUGAGCGGCCUACCAGUGCUUAAAAAGAGGAAAAGAACAUUAAGUGGUGAAUUUGAUCUUUUAGACGAAAAAACAUUGAGGAAACAAAUGCGUGGGAAGGAUGACGAUGAUAAUUCUGUAGCACAAUCAUUCGAUGGUAGCUGGGCAGACGUAACCGAUUCAGAAUUUAAUGAAUCGCAGAUUGAUAAUAUUUAUGGCGAGAGUGACAGUGAUAUUCAGGACUCACAAGUAAAAUCAGAUAAAGGGCUUAUUUUCAAUGAAACUAAUUUGUCAGAAACGAGUAAAAAGUAUUCACAUCUGCAAGGAAUUAAGCUUGGUCGAAGGAAGGGUAGACCACCAAAAAUACUUUCAAAUGACUAUGAAAUACCAAUGAAAAUGAAAAAAAAGGCAAAAGACUUUACGAGUGUUAAAAGUUCAUACAUUCGUCAAAAUAAAUCGGGAAGAUUGACCAUUAUUGGUCCUGGUGGUAUUCAGUUUGUAAAAGUUAGAGGUCAACAUGGGGAGGAUAAAGUUGUUUAUAAGAUGGCAGUUGAUACGGAAGCUGAAAAUUGCAAUUUGAUAGAAAAAUAUAAUGACACAUAUGAGUCAAAUGCGAAGGAAGAAAUCAUUACUGUCCAAAUUGUCCAUGAUGAAAGCUUAAAAGAAAAUAUUGCCUUUCAAGAGAAAAAGAUCAAAGAAAAAUUGUCUGGCUAUCAUGAUGAUAUGUUACAGAAAGAAAUUGAUGUUAAAUCCAUUGAAAGUGUGAAACAAACUAAAGAUACUGUUGAUUUUCAUUCGAAAGAAAUACUUACCACCGAAGCUGAAAUAUCUCCAGAGACCAUACUUUUGUCCUUAAAACAAGUGAAGCAUGACAAAACAGAAUCAUCAAAUAUACAAGAAGAAACACCAAUAGGGUCAGAUGCAUUAAACAAACUUGAAGGUAAAACAUAUGAGACUGAAAUUCCAAGUUUGGCAGAAUUGGUCCCACAGCUAGGGGCUGAAGGCUCAUCAAUACAGCAUUCACAAACUAUUCAGGAAGUAGAAUCAUUGAAAAGUGAAAAUAAUUACAAUGCCUCAAAAACAAUAGAAGUUACUGAAAAAACAGAAACAGUAUCGCAGAAUAUUUCUGAACUUGACAAAAGCAUUCCUAAACAAGAGGAUGGCGUUAUUAGUAUUGAAGCAGCGUGUGUCGCAACAACGGCUUAUGACAAUUUCAAUAAAUUGGAAUCAGCAGCUAUCACAAGCACUGCUAUCAAUCGUAUUCAAAAUACAGAAGUCUCAAGUUUCCUAGGAAAAAUGACUGAUAACGAGGAUAAGAACAAAAUAUGUCAAGAAGAUGAAAAUGAAACUGUAGAUAAAGUAGAUGAUUUAACUGAUGAAGAACAUUUACAUCUAGAACUUUUGUCAGAUGAUCCAGAAAUUGGUGAGGUUGAAGAAUUGUCAUCAAAUGACCAAGCACAAGGUGUAGUUUCUGAUGUUCUAGAAAAAAUAGUGGAAGAGAUUUGCGGGGAAACCAAAUCUGAAUAUGAAAACAUGGAAAAGGACGAGAAUGCUUUAGAAAAGAAGGAUAAGAAUAAUAUUGAAGACGAGAGUGCAAAAGAUAAUGUUGACUCGGUAAAUAGUGAUGUAACAAUGUCUAUUGAAACUGAAAGUGCCAUGCUUCCAACGAUUGCAAACAAUGAAGAGAAAACAAAUAUUGAUAUUAAACAAUUAACAGAAACAUUACCUAUAUUGAAUGAGGCGAGCAAUGUACAAAUCGCUAUAAAGGAAGACAAAAUCAAAACAUCAGAUAAAGAAGCAAAGAGCAAAGAUGAAGGCAAGAAAACUGAUGAAUUAAAUGGGUCAAGUGAAGAAAGUAGCAUGUUAGAUAAAACCAGUGAUGGCUUUUUGGAAACUAGAACUGAAGAAGCUAUUCAGACUGAUAUUAAGGAAUCUAAUGCCAAUGUAAAUAUUGAUGACAAAGAAGAAAAGUCUGUUCCAAUUCCUACAGAAGUAUUGGAUAAACACGAAGAAUCAGCAUCUGUCAGUGAAUCAGCUGAAUUGCAAAAUAAACGGAAAAGAAAGAUAGAAAAUGAGACAGAUUCUAAGUCAGAAAGUGAAUCAAUGAGGGAAUCAGUUAUAGUAACAACACCUGAAACUUCAGGAAAAACAGAAGUCAAACGUGUUUUCCAGUUAAGAAAGAAGGCAUCUCGUUCUCCGUUAGAAAUAAUUGCAAUGAAACACAGUCUAGAAGAGAGAAAAUACAUGUUGGAAGAAACUCAACGUGCAAUCAGAAGGGAGGAAAAACAAAAGAAAAUGUUCCAAAACAAAUUAAUGAGAGAAAAAAUUGAGCAGCUUUCCCCGCCGAAACAUUCUAUUGACCAGGCGUCUCCUCCAAAACAAACAGAGACAUUACAACAUGUACAAGAUUGCUCUCCGGAAAAAGUAGAUGAACUUCUAGAAGCACCAACACAUUUAUGUAAACCUUGCUCCAUUGUUUUGAUUGACUUUGUGAAGUAUUUGAAAAUGAGUGAUCAUUCCGAAAAACCUACACCUGAUCUUGAUCACGACGAUAUGUCUACAACUGAAGAUGAAGCCGCAACUGAUACUGAAGGGACUGUAAAUGUCAAACCAAAGCAAGACCAGGCUGAAGUUGAGACUAAUGUCCAGAAUAAUUUUACCCAAUUAGGAAAUGAAUCUAAAGAUGCAACACAAAAGUCAGCCGCAGAAGGCUCAAAUCCUCCUGUCAAAAGACCAGCAAAAGCUCGGAAGCAAGCUAAAUCUUAUAAUUAUUCAUCUAAGUUGUCAAAGUUGACUGCUGAAAUAGUAUCAAGUCCAGAGCCAACUGAUAUUGAAACGAAAACUUUUACAGUUCCACCAUUGAUAUUAAAAAUUAAGCAGAAAGAAAAAGUUAAAAAGAAGUUUAAAGGUCACAAAUGGACAGCGCCUCGAAACAGAGCUAGAAAACAGAUGACACCGUUUAGAAGAAUCUUACCAAAACAAACAUUUGAAUUUGAAACUCUCGGGUCAAAAGACACAGCAUACAAUUUUGAGGAUUCUUCAGGGAAAGUAAUGCCAACAGCUAGCACAUUGUCACAAGUACCCAUUUCUGCAUCUACGGUGGUUGCGAAUCAAGGAUUAGCUUCAGAAUAUACAGAAAAUAAUUCAGCAAAUAUUUCUCUUCAGGCCAUGAAUAAGAAUUCUUCGGAGAAUAUGUUUAGGUUUAAAUGCAAUUACAAAAACUGUGAGUUUAAGUCACAAAAGAGAAAUCUUAUGGAAUCGCACAUUUAUAUUCAUUUGAACUCUCCAUUUAAAUGUUCGCAUUGUGAUGAAAUAUUCCCUUCCAGAAACGCAGCAUUCAAUCACUCCAAAAAAGCGCAUUGUGAAAAAGAACUAAAAAUUAUAACAGUUGACACUGUUGACGAAAGUAAUUAUUACGAAGAAAUUAAUACUCCACAAACAUCUGAAAAUUCCAACGUCAUUCAAGCCGAUAUACAAGACGUUCAGCAUUCAUCGGAAUCGUUAAUAAUUAGUGUCCGACUCCCUCGGAAUGUUAAUGACAGUGCUACUGGAUGUUAUUGUUGUUGUCAUUGUGACUUCUCCGCUAGUAAAGUGAAAGACAUCAACACUCAUGUCGAACAAGAACAUCGCGAGAACAUUCAAUAUCUUUGCUCAGUAUGCAACAAAUCUGUAUGCCGAUAUGGUGAAGGAAUCGCUAGACAUUUUUCUAAUGAACAUCCUGAUCAACCGGUCGCAUACAAAAGUUUACCGGAUUAUUACGAUGUCAGAAAAACAAUAGAAAAGCCUUCAAGUGGUGAUAAAGGGAAUAUUUUCGAUAGAAUGAGUGAUUUAUUCUCUGGGAAAAAAGGUUCAAAAACUUUUACUGAAAAAACAAGUGCAGAGGCCGAUAGUACGACAGCAGAAAAUGAUGAAGACAUUACUUCAACUGAUUCCCAACCAUCAGCUGAUGAACCAACUACUACUGAUCACCAAGAUACUAGUAAGAAAACAGUGGAACCAGUCCAUCAUGAACCAGAUGGAAUUGAACAGUUGGCUCAAAUGUAUGGUAACCCCACUUCUACUGAAGGGGAUAAAACAGAGGAUACCAGAAAUGCCAGUGUAGCUGAGAAUCCUAAUCAGCUAUUGGACGAUAAUUCUGGAAAUGACAUGGGACUGAAAAUCGUAGAUGUUGUCAGCUUACAGGGAGGAAGUGACUUUGCCAAAGAUGUUUGGGGCGAAACUGCCGAAUCAAGUAAACCCCCUCCUAUUCCUAUUCAAAUGCCAGUAAAUCGACCUCCGGUACUGGUACCCACUAGUAGUUUAAGGCAUCAGUUACAGGCUAAUAAUAGGCCACUUCUUCCCGUGCCACAAAGGAUGCCGUACAAUCAGCCUAGCAUUAUGGAUUCUGCUAAAUUAAAAGAGACUACAACAACGUACAAAUGUGAGAAAUGUAAUGUGCAUGCACCCGUGUUAUCUUCAAUGGUUGAACAUUUACGUACAGGCCAUAAAGAGAUUCCACGAUUAUUUUUAUGUCCGUUUUGUAGACAGUACGAAGGUGCUACCGAACCUGACAUUCAUAAACAUAUUAAGCAGUUUCAUCCAUCUCCUAACACAAAAAGCCCACCUGUGGCCUUGUCGAGCGAUGCCAAACAACAUUUACGAACAAUUGAAGUGCCUGUGGGCGACACACAAAAAGUUGAUGGGAAAUAUUUAAUUGAGAAGGACAUUUAUAAAUGUUUAAAAUGCAAGCGCCACAUGCCAUCUUUAGACUAUAUUUAUGAACAUUUGGAAAAAGAACAUAACGAAGUAUUUGUCUAUGUUUGUCCUGAUUGUAAAAGAUUCCGUGCUAAAGAAGAGGAAGUUGUAUAUAAUCAUAUUAAAACAGCUCACAACAAAAAUACAGACGAUAUAAUUCUAUCUCUUGCAAUUGAAGAAAAUCUCUUUACAAGGGUUCAGUGCCUUAUAAAAGAUAAAACCUCACAAAAUAAAAGUACAUCACAAAAACAGAUACCACCACCUCUAACCUCACAGAGUAAUCAACUAAGACAAGGAUAUGAGAAUAUGGCAGUUCCUAGCAACAGGCAACCGUCUAUGCCAGUGCCCAGUAUCAGGCAACCGUCUAUGCCAGUGCCCAGCUUCAGGCAACAAUCUAUGCCAGUGCCCAGCUUCAGGCAACAAUCUAUGCCAGUUCCCAGGCAACAAUCUAUGGUAGUACCUAGCAGCAGGCAACAACCUAUGCCAGUUCCCAGUAGUAGGCAUCAGCCUUUGCCAGUCUAUCAUCAAAGACCGCCUCAACCAUCAAGGCCACCAAUGCAGCCUGUCUUCCCUGGCAUGAUACAAAGUCAGCCUGUUAGAAUGCCAGGUCCAGUUCCUGGUUCUAUAGCGGUUCAUUCUCAAUCGAGCAAUCAGCCUAUAAAUCCAACACCACCUAUAAAUAAAGCUGCAAGUCGAAAGUCAUACCGACCUGUUCAUAUUCCUCAACAGCAAAAUACUGAGCCCACUCAGGCUCAAACUUUGCCAUAUAGUGAUGGUAGGAAGGUUACAAGUCCACCACCCUUAAUGAGAGGACCCCCUCCUCUUAUUCGCUUUCCAGGAAAUAAUUCACAGCCUCAGUCACAAGUAGUGCCAUCGACUACUUCUAUUAGACAUACAAACUUUACAAUGACAGAUAAGGUGCAGAGACUCCAUACUCAGUCUCAAGGACAAUCAAUGUCAAGUAAUGUCUCUCCGCCACCACAAAGUAGGCCAGUACUUAAGGUGCCAUCAGUACCCAUUAGACGGUCUGUGACGUCCCCAAAUCAGCAAAGUGAUGGGAAAACAUUGGAAGGUGGAGGAGCACCGUUAGACUUGUCUAGGAAUUCAACUCCCAAUAGUCAACACGAUAACUCUGAAGAUAUGGACGAUAUGUCGCCUGACGCAUUCCAAAUAUUUAAUUUACAACCAGCAAGACAGCCAACACCUAACAUUAGGCCAGUGCCAUAUUCACAAAUGCAAAGACCUCAACAGAUAGGACAGUACAAUCCAUCGGCCUACAAUAGACCGGGAAUGUAUAAUCAGAUGUAUAGGGCUCCUCCUCCGUACCCACAAUCGUAUCAAAGACCUCAUCAUCCAAGUCAAAAUCAAUUGUCUGGACAGAAGCCAGCACAACCUCUCAAGUGUCCGUAUUGUCCAAAUCUAGUGCCAUUAUCAAUGGGAGAAGUUGCUCCUCACAUUCAAAAAUACCACCCUGGUCAGAAAAUUCAGUAUGUGAAAAAGGACUAAAUUUUUUAAAACUGUUAUAUUAUGCAAAUUUGUAAAAAUAAAUACUUUUUUAUGUAUGUGCGUGUGGUACAGAAUAUUUUGUUUGUGUUUCUUCUAAUCAUGUUUGUAAUAAUGUAAUAUUAUGUUGGAUAAUAUGAAUCAUGUUUUCAUAUGUGAAAUACAACAUGUGUUGUUUUUUUCUAGUAAAAGUGUGGUAUGUUUUACAUUAAUUAGUUUAAGCACUAAACAUGCUAAACAAAUGUAUUUAUUCACAAACAUGACAAAAAUUUAGUUUUAUACAUGCACAUAAACGUUUUGAUAUUUCAUUUAGGUUCUUGUUCUAAAAUGUUCUAAGCAUUGCUAAAAAUAUCAUGUUUAAAAAUAAAAUCAUGUGGAAAAAGGGAAAAAGGGAAAUUUAGGAAAAUGUUCAUGCACUUAAACAUGUAUUGUAAAGUACAAUUACUUGUAAUUUUUUUGGACAUUAGAAGUCAAUUUUAUUUUUUGUAUAAAAUACAUUCAAGUUUAAAAUAUAUUUCAAACACAUUCCUAAAAUUAGAAAACUUUCCAUAGAUUUUUUCAAAGUUUUAUAAAGUGUUAUUCCAUAUUAGCAUUCAACACAUCCCAUGAUUGUCACUUCACAUUACCCCCUUCAGAAUUCAAAUUUAUACAUGUUUUAAUUAUAAUCUACAAACAAAACAGAUACAGAUAUUUUUGUUUUUAUCGGUAAACCCUUUUCCUUUGUCAGAAGAGAUUUUUAACAGUUAUUUACGGUGGUACCUAACACUACAGUGAGAUAACUCUGUAAAAUCAGAUAAAUGUUUUAAAUACGUUGUGUUGUUAAGAAAAUAUUAAGCUUCUCAAUGAUCAAAAUAAGUGUUUGUCAAACUGUAAUAUAACCAGUGUAAUUUUUGUGAUAAAAUAGUUGGUUCAAUUUUUUUAAAUUUUUAUAUAUUUUUGUCAAAGGGACAAAGUUAAUACUUUGUCAAAAUUUUAUCCAAAUUAAACGAGCCAAAUUGAUUUAAGUUAAAGUGUUGGGUACCAUCUUAACACUAUUCAGUUAUUUAUUCUUGAAAGCAUUUUUAAAAACUGCUAGACAUUGCAGAAGCGGUAGAUAAAUAACACUUUUAAAAGUGGUGUUGGUCUUUCAGAUAAAAUUUAAAUGAAAAUUUCAACUAAGCAUCCCUGCAAUUGAGGUAGACCUCACAAUUUAUACUUGCAUAGAAUAGACAGUAGUCAAAAUAGAUCCAUAAUUUAGCUUUUCAAAGUCUUGUUUCAUUUUGUUCAUUUUAGAUGUGUAAAAAAAUCACCUUUAUAUCUGUUAUACAGAUAUAGUUUUUGAUUGAAGACAAUUGUCUCCCUUCUUCAUCUAACAUUAUCAUGAUUAUGCUCUUGGAAGCUUAAAUUUUGAAUGAUUUGAAUUUACUCCAAUUUUCUUACAUUUUUCCAUUUAUCAUAUUCAAUGUUGUUUGUCAGUGAUUUUUGUAAGAUUUCACAUUAUAACUUGAAUUUCAAAUUUAUUAAUUUUCAUAUGAUCAUUAUUAUUGUUUAUUUAAUGUACUUCUGUUACAUAGAAAUAUGGGCAUUAUUUAUUUAAAUGUGCAAACAGUGUAUUGCUAUAGUCAACAUUAUAACUUUUUUUUAUAAUUCCUUCAUUUCGUAAUUUUUUUGAAUGGUCAAACUUUUGUUCGUGUACUUAGCUUGUCAUCUUUAUUUAUUACAUAACAGCAAAUCUUUAUUUACUGGUUCAUUACUUACAAUUUGAAAUUGUUGAAAAUCAUUCUUGCUUGGGUUACCUCCCUUCUUGAGAAUAACAAAAGUCUCUUAUUCUUUUUCAUAUCAAUAUUUCACAGACUUUCGCAAUGAUCGUUAGGAAUGCUAUCGUCAACUU
Messenger RNA from Mytilus trossulus (common blue mussel), 9532 nucleotides. RefSeq lists its product as uncharacterized. The transcript is spliced from 3 exons. The record is from RefSeq and is a predicted model, not a curated record. NCBI's taxonomy places the organism in Eukaryota, Metazoa, Mollusca, Bivalvia, Mytilida, Mytilidae. The coding region runs from base 166 to 7665 and encodes 2499 amino acids.